Messenger RNA from Bufo bufo (common toad), 1113 nucleotides. RefSeq names its product aldo-keto reductase family 1 member B1-like. Gene Ontology annotation, molecular function: aldose reductase (NADPH) activity. NCBI's taxonomy places the organism in Eukaryota, Metazoa, Chordata, Amphibia, Anura, Bufonidae. Gene Ontology annotation, cellular component: cytosol. The transcript has 11 exons. Bases 284 to 973 code for a protein of 229 amino acids. The record is from RefSeq and is a predicted model, not a curated record.
CUGAGCGGCAGCAAAGAUGAAGGACCCGAGUUUGUUGCGCUCAAUUCCGGGCUAAGAUGCCUAGCCUCGGCGCCUGGGGACGUGGAAGUCUGAACCUGGUAAAGUGACCGCUGCAGUAAAGAAAGCCUUGGAUGUUGGGUACAGGCACCUUGACUGCGCCUUUGUCUAUGAGAAUGAGAAUGAAGUCGGGAAAGGCAUUCAAGAGAAGAUCAAGGAAGGAGUGCUGAAGAGAGAGGAGCUGUUUGUUACUAGCAAGCUAUGGUCAACCUUCCAUGAAAAAUCUAUGGUGAGAGGAGCCUGCGAGAGAACUCUUGCCUCUCUGAAGCUCGAUUACUUGGACCUCUACCUCAUACAUUGGCCAACAGGGUUUAAGGCUGGAGAGGCUUUUUUCCCCACUGAUGAGCAGGGACUAGUGAUACCGAGUGACACACAUUUCUUAAAUACAUGGGAGGGUAUGGAAGAACUUGUGGACGCGGGGCUGGUGAAAGCCAUUGGAAUCUCUAACUUUAACCACAGCCAAAUAGAAGAGCUGCUGAACAAGCCAGGGCUAAAGUACAAACCGGCAGUCAACCAGAUUGAAUGUCAUCCAUACUUAACGCAAAACAAGCUCAUUGAGUAUUGUCAAUCUAAAGGCAUUGCUGUGACAGCGUACAGUCCUCUGGGAUCACCAGACCGGCCUUGGGCCAAACCAGAGGACCCAUCUCUUCUAGAAGAACCCAAAAUCAAAGACAUUGCUGCCAGGCAUAAAAAGACAGCUGCCCAGGUCCUGAUCCGCUACCCUAUUCAGAGGAAUGUGGUAGUCAUCCCGAAGUCAGUGACUGAUGAACGUAUUGAAGAGAACUUUCAGGUGUUUGACUUUGAAUUGACCCCAGAAGAGAUGAAAGAUAUUUCCAGCUUUGAUCGAGACUGGAGAGUCUGUGCCUUAACUUCAGCCAGAAAACACAAGGAUUAUCCAUUCAACGCAGAGUUUUGAGGGCUCGCUUCACCUGUUACAGCUCCAGUUUUUCUAGAUAAUACUGUUCGUCUGCAACCAUUUAGAAAUGACUGUAGCAGGGUGUUCCCUUCUGCACUCCAGUAACUCCGAUAUACAAUAAACCAGUGUUAUUAGUUUGA